AUGGCAAAUACACACGAGCAACAAGACAUGGAUUGCCAACCUUUCCAUCACCCAACAUGGCGAACAUCACAUGGCCUUGGCAGUCUGCGCGGCCGCCUCCAGCAUCUGCCCGCAGAAGUGCUCCUCGACAUCGUGGAGCAGAUUCUCGAGCCCAAGAGCAAACCCGUGCUGCUGUCUCCCCCGCCGCCGCCACCCAUGCCGACGCUGGUAUUCCCGGGACUACCAGCACCAACACCAAGGGCAGUUUCACCACCACCACCACCACCACCAAGCAACACCUACAAACCAAACAUGCCAGCCCUCGCAACCCUCUUCUACCUCGGCACCCUCAACGACAGACUCCGGGACCUUGUAACACCCAUCAUCCAAGACUACGAGCGUAAAUCCUCGGCAAGCACAAGCACAGGCACAAGUAAAGAUUCAAGCGGUUUCUACUCAUACGUCCUCAUCUACUCGGCAAGGAAAGGGUUUUACGAUGGUGUCAUCGCAGCACUAGAUCACGGCGCCGAUAUCAACGCCAACAACGGCAUCGACGCAUCCCUCGCCGCCGACAACAUCGAAAUCUCUGGGGGCCCUACGCCGACGGGUUCGCAAUUGACUGCCCUCCACUGGGCGGCUUUCAACCGCGACCUCACCAUCCUCCGGCUCUUACUAGACCGCGGCGUCGCACGGCGAACCGCUUCAAAAACGGCCGCACCCCAGCCCAGGGCCGAUCUCGGCCCCUGA
Colletotrichum phormii is the source of this 726-nucleotide messenger RNA. RefSeq lists its product as uncharacterized. NCBI's taxonomy places the organism in Eukaryota, Fungi, Ascomycota, Sordariomycetes, Glomerellales, Glomerellaceae. Bases 1 to 726 code for a protein of 241 amino acids. The record is from RefSeq and is a predicted model, not a curated record. Gene Ontology annotation, molecular function: protein binding. The transcript has a single exon.